ACACGACUGCUCCCGAGACCUGUCCGGAGGAACCAAAAUGGACUUCCGGAGUGAGAAAACCGACGAUCCGGACCACAAUGGCAAGAUCACCGUCCAGCUGCUAAAAAGCCGGACGGGAGAAUUCGAUCUCGAGUCCAUUCUGCUGUUAAAGCUGCGAGGUCUCGGGAUUCUGGAACUGGGCUGCCUUGGCGAGUGUGCCAGCUUAGAGUGGCUCGACCUGUCGGGCAACAGCCUGACCCACUUGGCCCCCCUGGCCUCGCUCAAAGCAUUGACCGUGCUCAACGUCUCUGCUAACCGUAUCUCAAACCUGGAACCACUGAGCGGCUGCGAGAGUCUGCAGAGUCUCAAUGCAUCCGGCAACCAGUUGCGCAGCCUACAACAGCUACAGUGCCUGGCCGGGUUGCGGCAUCUGGACAACGUGCGCUUCCACAAUGGCCCGGCCCGGCUCAGCAACCCCUUCUGCGCUGCCGCCGGCUACCCGGGAAUCCUGGCAGAAAUGUUUCCACGGGUUAAAGUGAUCGAUGGUGAACGGGUAUCCGGACGGGGUAGCGAGCUCUACCAGCUGUGCAAGGAUCUGGAUCGCUCACUGCAGCGUUGCAGCAACGGCGGAGGUCUUGCCGAGACGGCCAGCCGGGCCCAGCCCUGGAUGGAAGAGGGCUACUGGGAGGUCCAACCGGCCAGGAGAAGCUCCAUCGUGGAGGAAGCCUAUAAGCAGUUUAGCGAGGCUUUGCUGGAGUGCCGGGAGUUGAGUAAGCAGGCUGACCACAGCAUCGGCCAGGCUGAGCGGGUGCUCGGUGUAGGGCGUCCCGACGCCAACUCGUACCUCUUUUGAGGCUGCCGGAUGCUGAGUGUCAGAUGCGCUGGGGAAGGGUUCUACGCUAUGGCCAACUCUCUAUGGCCAACUAGCCAUGGGUUAGGGCUCAGGUUAGGGUUAGUCUCCUCAACCAAUUCAUCACAACCAACUCAAAACAGCCAACUUGCCAUGGUCAACCCUCUUUGGCCAACUCACCACAACCAGCCAUGCCCAACUCACCACACAAACUCGCCCGGCCCAACUCACCAUGGCCAACUUACCGCAACUAACUAGUCAUUGUCAACUCUCUAUGGCCAACUCGCCAUGGGACAAGAGUUACACAAAUACCAAAGAAAUGGUGGAACAGAAUGCUUCAUGAAAGGCUGCCGAAGGAGGAACAGAACGAAAUGGGAAGGCCAACGAUUAAAAUAAUUUUCAGAUUUUUAAAUUCUUCAAAAUAAUUGCAUUGUUGAAUUGUCCUGCAGCUAGUUGGUCACGCCAAGUAAGCUUAUGGCAUGUUGGGCAUGGCAAGUUAACGCCCCCACCCUGCAAAAAAGGGAGAAGGUCCCUUACCAAACCGUUGCUCUUUCUGCCUGCGUUGGGGGGAACCUGCCAAGACAUCCGUUUUUUCCCCCAAGGGCAGCGGUCACUUCGGUUUGGGUGCAUGGUGGCCUUUCUCUGUGUGUAUAUGUAGGCACUGGCUGGCCUGCUCCGAAUAGCCCCCUCCCCCAAUGCUGCUUAACAAGAUAACCACAAUUCUUUGUCCCAGACUAAUCCCAGCUUUCCCCCUUAAGCAAGCAUUAUGAAUCUCGGCCUGGCUGGCGCAGCUGCUUCUGCUUUUUUCUGCGGGUUGGGUGGAUCAAGCUAGAAAUCUGACAAAGUGGA
Ahaetulla prasina is the source of this 1678-nucleotide messenger RNA. It is a transcript of the gene LRRC61, whose product is annotated as leucine rich repeat containing 61. The record is from RefSeq and is a predicted model, not a curated record. Gene Ontology annotation, cellular component: cytoplasm. Gene Ontology annotation, biological process: outer dynein arm assembly. Gene Ontology annotation, molecular function: protein binding. Bases 38 to 832 code for a protein of 264 amino acids. The transcript has a single exon. NCBI's taxonomy places the organism in Eukaryota, Metazoa, Chordata, Lepidosauria, Squamata, Colubridae.